AUGGUCCAAUUCACAGCCCUCAAGAGGCUCACCUCAGCGGGCGCCGGCGCCACCCUCCCCACAACAUCCAAUGGCCCUGGCGCCCGCUCGGUCUCUCGCCGUCGACGUGUCGCAAAUUCAUUCAUCAACCUUAGGCUCACUAUCUUAUGUGGGGUUGUAACAAUCUUAGUGUUACGUGGUAACAUAGGCCUUAACAACUUUUCCUCUAAUAAUAGUCCCUCCCUAGACCAAAACCAAAAACUUGUUGAAGAAACGAAUCGGGUCAUUGCUGAGAUCCGAUAUGACGAUAAUGAUAACGAUGAUGAUGAUAAUUUUGAAUAUCCUCAAAAUUCUAGCUAUAGUUUAGGUCCGAAAAUCGACAAUUGGGAUUCUACAAGAAAAACUUGGUUGCAUGGAAAUCCAAGAUUUCCAAGCUAUAUAAAUGGAAAGCCUCGCGUUUUGCUGGUAACGGGUUCACCUCCAAGUCCUUGUGACAACUCAAUUGGGGAUCAUUAUUUGUUAAAGUCAAUAAAGAACAAGAUUGAUUAUUGUAGAAUUCACAAUAUUGAAAUUGUGUACAACAUGGCACAUUUCGACAAACAAUUAUCAGGUUAUUGGUCAAAAUUGCCAUUAAUUAGAAAAUUAAUGAUUUCUCAUCCAGAAAUUGAGUGGAUAUGGUGGAUGGAUAGUGAUGCAAUGUUCACAGAUAUGGUAUUUGAAAUUCCAUUAUCUAAAUAUAAUGGAAAAAAUUUGAUCAUUCAUGGAUAUCGUGAAUUAUUAAAUGAAAAAUCGUGGGUUGCUUUGAACACAGGAAGUUUUCUUCUAAGAAAUUGUCAAUGGUCUUUAGAUUUGCUUGAUUCUUGGGCACCAAUGGGACCAAAAGGUAAAAUUCGCGACGAUGCUGGUAAAAUUUUGUCAGAAAAUUUAAAAGGUAGGCCUAACUUUGAAGCAGACGAUCAAUCAGCAUUGAUAUACAUGUUAAUAUUGAGGAAUAAUAAGUGGAUGGACAAGGUGUUUGUUGAAAAUUCGUAUUAUUUACAUGGUUAUUGGGCUGGUUUAGUGGAGCGAUACGAAGAAAUGAUUCAAAAAUACCAUCCUGGUUUCGGAGAUGAGAGAUGGCCAUUUGUGACACAUUUUGUUGGUUGUAAGCCUUGUGGAAGUUAUGGGGAUUAUCCAGUUGAAAAGUGUUUGAAAAGUAUGGAAAGAGCUUUUAAUUUUGCAGAUAAUCAAGUGCUUAAAUUGUAUGGAUUUAGGCAUAGAGGUUUGUCAAGUCCUAAUGUUAAAAGAAUAAGAAAUGAAACUUUUAGGCCUUUAGAGUUUGCUAGUGAUCACUUUGACAUUAGACAUUCUACAUUAUUUAGAGGCAGUCUAUGA
Molecule: messenger RNA, 1353 nt
Organism: Solanum stenotomum
Lineage: Eukaryota; Viridiplantae; Streptophyta; Magnoliopsida; Solanales; Solanaceae
Product: probable xyloglucan 6-xylosyltransferase 3
Exons: 2
Coding region: 1-1353 (450 amino acids)
Biological process (GO): xyloglucan biosynthetic process
Cellular component (GO): endosome; trans-Golgi network; membrane
Molecular function (GO): hexosyltransferase activity
Source: RefSeq, a predicted model, not a curated record